AGCAACUAGGAUCUUUAAUUAAACCCAGAAGUCACCCUCCACAACAGCAAGAAGAAACAAUGAAGUCUCUCCAGUUCCUUAGUGCUGAAGCGUUCGUGUCACAUGCUGAGUUUGCAAGGAAGAAUCUUGGCAGUGUUGCCCAUAAUCUUUUUCCUCUUCUUUUUAAAGCCAGCUAUUUACUUGAGCAAAGGGAAGUGAUUCAUGACUUGGUUGAGACCUGGCCACUUCCUGACUUUAAUAUAGGAAAACUUCUGGGAACUACUGUGGACUACCAGGAAGAUCUGAGCCAUAGAAGAUGCUCAGUGUGCUUGGAGAGCUGUCUGACAGGGCUGAGAGAUUAUGUGCUGAAUCAUCCUUCUCCUUGUGUGAAAAGGUUGAAAGUGGUGGACCUGACAGGUAUAAAAGAUGUUGAAGUUCAGCUUUGUGAAUGUAAGAAGACAAUGGGGAGGUGGGCCAGGACAAAGCUGCUUUCAAAGCUUUGUUUAGAAGUGCUGGUCCACCUGCAACAAAAGCAGUGCAAGCCACGUGCCUUUGAAAUCAGUAUUGAUGUGCUAAUAGACUUGUUUGUUACAGAACGCAACUAUGAGCUGGUAGUGCAGGCCCUGCUGCAGAAACGUUAUUGUCCACUGAAGAUCUGCUGUGUGGCAUUUAGAGCUGACAACCUGGCUUUGCAGAAAUUCUUCUACAUCAUAAAGCUCACCGAUCCCUCUUUGUUGCGCAAACUGGAAGUGGUUCACAACGUUCGCUUGGAAAUGGAACACUUGGAAAUACUCUUCAACAGUAUUCACUUCCCUCUACUGAUGUCCUUGACCUUGCCAGCUCGAACAUUUAAUGUGCGGAGGCUCACAGCUGCAGAUGAACUGAUGCUUACUAGCAUUGGAGAAAAGAUGGGGGAAAUGACGCAACUGACUGAGCUCAGUCUGGCAUUUUCUAUACUCACAGGAAGAAUACGGAAGCUGCUCAGCCCAUUAAAAACUCCACUGAAGAUGCUGGAUGUUUCUAACUGCUCACUGAACCAUGCUGAUAUGAUCUAUUUAGCCAAUAGUAUUCAUUCUUAUCACUUGGAAGCACUGGACCUGAGUGGGCACAAUAUUCCUGAACUUUAUCCAUCAGCAUUCUUUAAGCUUCUUAACCAUUCCUCUCCAGUGCUUAGGAGUCUUAUCUUGGAGGACUGUAACGUCCAAGACACUCAUGUCAACAUGCUGAUUGUAGCAUUAAGCCCUUGUCAGAAACUGCAGGAGUUCAAGUUUCUUGGAAAUCCAUUGUCAUCCCAAGCACUUAAACACCUUUUCACAUUUCUCUGUGAGUUGCCAGUGCUGAAAAAUGUGGAGUUUCCAGUUCCAAAGGACUGCUACCCUAUUGACAUCACCUACCCAAUUGAUGAUGCCAGUCUCUGCAGAUUUGAUCAUCAAAAAUAUGAUAGGAUAGCAGAGGAGCUUAAAUUCAUUUUACUCCAAGCAAAUCGGGAGGAUGUGAAAGCUUCAACUCCACUCUUUGGCAGUUAUGAUGCAGCUGUUCAGGAGACAAAUGAUGAACUGGGAGCUUAUUUGAUCAAGUCCUUCAAAGAGACUUUAGAAAAGUUAACUACUUCUCUUAGCAAAAUGAGUUAAAUGUGUAACAUAUUUUCUAUAAGUUGGCCUCACAAAUCAGAAGCUAGUUUAUUCUUUUCUGGAACAGUGUCCUUCCUUGGUCAGUCUUGAGUUUUCUUUAGUUUCUGGGCUGAAUUUAGGUUGUUUUAAUAGCUCAUGGUCAUCAGAGGUUUUUUAACUAUUCUACUGCAUAACAUCUAUGUAAUUACAGCUUGUUCUCAGAAAAGGGGAAAACCCUCAAUA
This is a messenger RNA of Phasianus colchicus (ring-necked pheasant), 1832 nucleotides long. It is a transcript of the gene LRRC14B, whose product is annotated as leucine rich repeat containing 14B. Gene Ontology annotation, cellular component: cytoplasm. NCBI's taxonomy places the organism in Eukaryota, Metazoa, Chordata, Aves, Galliformes, Phasianidae. The record is from RefSeq and is a predicted model, not a curated record.